Acanthisitta chloris (rifleman) is the source of this 1188-nucleotide messenger RNA. RefSeq names its product zinc finger protein 384-like. The annotation marks the transcript as partial. The record is from RefSeq and is a predicted model, not a curated record. NCBI's taxonomy places the organism in Eukaryota, Metazoa, Chordata, Aves, Passeriformes, Acanthisittidae. Gene Ontology annotation, molecular function: DNA-binding transcription factor activity, RNA polymerase II-specific; RNA polymerase II cis-regulatory region sequence-specific DNA binding. Gene Ontology annotation, cellular component: nucleus. The transcript is spliced from 3 exons. Gene Ontology annotation, biological process: regulation of transcription by RNA polymerase II; central nervous system development.
UAUCCACACCGGGGACCGACCCUACAAAUGUGCUCACCCUGGGUGUGAAAAGGCUUUCACCCAGCUUUCCAAUCUGCAGUCCCACAGACGGCAGCACAACAAAGACAAACCUUUCAAGUGCCACAACUGCCACCGUGCGUACACGGAUGCUGCCUCAUUGGAGGUACACCUGGCCACGCACACGGUGAAACACGCCAAGGUCUAUACCUGCUCCAUCUGCAGCCGGGCCUACACCUCGGAGACGUACCUGAUGAAGCACAUGCGGAAACACAACAUCCCUGACCCACAGCAGCAGGUGGUUCAGGCACAAGCCCAGGCCUCGCAGCAGCAGCAGCAGCACUUCCAGCCACAGGGCGGGGGGGCAGCAGGGGGCCCUUCUGGAGACACUAACCAACCCAACCCUCCCCCUCAGUGCUCCUUUGACCUGACUCCUUACAAGACUUCAGAGCAUCACAAGGACAUCUGCCUCACUGUCAGCACCAGCGCCAUCCAAGUGGAGCACCUCUCCAGCUCCUAGAGAGACCUCAGCCCAGGGAGCAGAACGCCUCUUGUGCAUAGCCUGUGCCCAGGGGCACCGCGUGUGCAGCGGCCCUCCUUGUGCAACAGUCUCCGGCCUCUCCUCCUGCAACAGCCUCUUCUGGCCGUGUAACCCUGUUCAUGGCAGCCCCUUGAACAAGAGCCUGUCUCAAGGGGGUGCUCCUUCUGUGCAACAGCCUGCCUGGUAGGAGGAUGCUUCCUUGUGCAAGAGCCCCUUUCCUGUGCUGGGAUCAGUUCCUCAUGCAAGAGCCCCUUCUUUCAAACCCAAAGAAAGGCCCCCGUUUUGCCUUCUCUCUCACUGUAGGAUGUGUAUGAAGGGGGGUUGCGUGUUGAGACACACGUGGUGGAUGGGAUGGAGAGUCCCUGUAUGUACAGGGGCUUGGACACAUGUUUUCAGCAGGCCACAGAAGAAUGUGGCAGGGUUCACAGCUGGAUGGGGAACUUUGAGGGUUGCCUUGAGUGUCUGAGAGAAAUAUCCAUUCCUGUCCCUCCUGCUUGUGAAAGGGAGGAGGGGUUGCUGGUCCUGCCCCAAGGACUGGAUGGGAGAAACCUUCUCCCAGGUGGAAGGUGAGACCAGUGGAGGGGGGAGAGGUGAGGUUCUCUGGGCCAGACAGGUGCCUACACUGCCCAAGGGCUGUGGAGUAUUGCAUU